CAUUUUAUUACACAUGCGCAUUCUCUUCUCACUGAUUGGCAAGCGCCUUACGCUUUCUCCCCUCCUCCAAGAGCCCCCUUAGCAACGGUCACCGUUGAGACGGAGGGAGACGCCUCCAGCGGAUUGGCUACACCCGACCUCUCUGCAGCGUAGAUUGGCUGAAGCGUCGACAGAGGGCCAGGCCUUGGCAGUCGCUGUCCGAGAAGCGGCUGUCCCAGAACCGAGGCAGGACCGAGCCUGCGGUGACCUGCGGCACAGAGGAGCGACAAGAUGAUCCGCCAGAAGUCCAUCCAACUCCAGGGGCUGAAAAUGCAGUCGGAGAUUGAACAGCACUCCGAACUGCGGCGAGAACCCGAGAAAGACCUCUGCUCAUUGGAUGACUUGGCCAUGCGGAUGCGAACGAGUGUGCGGACCGAGUCGGGGACCGUGGCCUCGGUGGACGCAGAUGAAGAUCCUGCAGCAAACUUGUGCCCGCCGCCGCUGCCCCAGCCCCGGAUCUGCAUAUGGAAGUACCUGAACAUCCAUUCCAUGCACAGGCUGGAGAAGACAGCCAACGUUGAGGAGAUGAGGGAGGUGCUGGCCGAGCUGUUGGGGCUGACCUGUCCUGAGCAGAGCCUGCGGGAUGCUAUCACACUGGAUCUCUUCUCCCAUGUACUCAUCUUCUGCCGCCAGCAGGGCUUCUCACUGGAGCAGACAUCAACAGCUUGUGCCCUGCUCCAAGAUCUUCACAAGGCCUGUAUUGCAACCCCCUUGGGCAACAUGGAGGAAUGUUACCGCUACUUCACCAGUGUUCUUUUUUGCCAUGGAGUCAGGCGACCCCCCUUCAGUAUCAACCUUUUUAAGGAGGAACAGCUGCUGGCCCUGGCGGAUUAUGUGGUCAACACCUACUUCCGCCACUUCAAGCUCUACAAAUAUGUCUUCACACCGCAGGUGCGGCUGGACAUAUCUUUGACCUACACGGGGCUACAGCCACCCAAGCUCUGGCCAGAGGAAGAGACAGAGAAAGAAGAGGGUGAAGAGGUGGAGAAGCAGGCAGUCACCCCACAGAAGGAGGAACCUGAAACGGUGGUCCAGCCAGAACAAGAGCCAAGCCAGGUCUCCGUCCUCCGAGCCUACAUCAAGACCCAGAUGAACAAGGAGCUGGAGCAGCUCCAACAACUGAUAGAGGAGAAGCUCAGGGCCAGUGAGGAAAAGCUCAGCAGCAAGCUGACCGCACUCGAGCGGCCCCUCCAGCUCCCUCCAGGCAAAGGCAAGAACAAGACCAAGUGACCCCCAGCGUUUUCCCCAAUAAAGGCCUGGGCCAGAGCAGCACCCCCUACCCCCCAACUCCAGAGCACCUUCUGGGCUUCCCUGCUGAAGGCAGACACCAGAUACAGGGCACUGGCCUUCCCUGGUGUGCAGCAGAUUUUAUUGCGGACGUGGCACAGGCAGCACUGACAAGGCCAGGUGUGGCACUCUGGGUGGCUCUCUCCCACCUCAGCUCUGAUCUCAAAGCCCUGGCCAGCCGGGGACGGUGUACAGGGCUGGUCUCUAUGAUACUGUGAUCCAUGCUGGGCCUGGCCAGGCAUGGAGGCCCAAGGUCAGAGCCCAGAGCGGCUGGAAUGAUAAAAAUCCUCCUCCUGGAGGGUUCUGCUUCUUGGGAUUCCUCAGGGCUGAAGUGCUAGCCCAGCACCAGCACGGUCUCGUCCUCAGCGAUAGUAGCUGAGUCCCCCUCCUCUUCAGGGCCCAUCAUGGGCAAAGGCCCAGGGGGCCGGUGCUGGAAGAGGGCCGCCCGGUUCUGCUGCUCGCCCUUCUUCACCCAGUGUCCGUAGAGCCGGAAGGCACAGCUGUCGAUGAGGCGGCGCACUGGCCGCAGUGCAUAAGGGUCCCUCAACAGUGCACUCUUGGUCAGCGGCCGUACUCGGUGCAUGCUUAAGGCCACUCGUCCAGCAGCCAGCACUGUCCACACUGCCACCUGGGAAGGGGAAUCGUGUGAGCGCGGCUGCAGCACCCACCACGAAGAAUCGUGGGACAGAGGAGCAGGUCCAGACCCUGACACUCUCAGGCUUACCCGGAACCGCUGGCGGGGGCUGAGGUUCCACGGUUGGCUGCCUUGACAGCGCUCAAAGAAUGGGUGCUGGAGGGCUUGCUCCGCGGUCAGGCGCUUCUCAGGAUCUACCUGCAGCAGCCUUGAGAUCUAGGGGAAACCCCAGAGCAUGAAGGGCAGCUCUGGGGCCUCCCUCCUAGCCCUCUCACAGCCCCAGCUCACCAGGUCCUUCACAGUGUCGGAACGGUCAUCCCACUCGGGUGAACUGAACUGGUACUGGCCCUCCGUGAUCAUGCGUAACAUCAGGAUCUGGCGUCGGUGCCAAAAUGGUGGUGAGCCAGCCAGGAGUGUGAACAAGAUCACCCCACAGGCCCAGCUGGGAAAGAGAUCAGGGUCAGAAGGACUAGGUGAUGGGCAAAUGUGUUGAAGGACAUUACACAAAGGGGACGGGGGGACCGGAAACUCACAGAUCGACCUCCUUGCCGUAGCCUGGGUGGGUUUCAUCCAUGGAGCACUUAAGGAUCUCUGGUGCCAGAUACCCUGGGGUCCCACACAACUCUGGGGAGAGAGGGCUGAGAUUGAUGGGAUGUCACCAGUCCCCUUGAUGGGCCCUUAACACCAGACCUCUGCUGGAGCCUCAACACCACCAGGGCCACAAGUGUUCCCAUUCUGCUCCUGCCUGCCCUCUGCCAAGUCUCAGUAUUAGAUCCUAGCCCUGCUGAACAAUUCAAGUACCCACCAAGGCUGGUGGCCUUCCUGGGAAAACCUGAUUUUUGGAUUGACUACAAGGUCCUAUCCAACUGUAUCAUUUGGUUCCUCCAACCCUCUAGCCAAGCCCAACCUACUCCUCAUGCAACUUAUUACCACAUUUUUACACACAUACAUGGAAAACAAACCUUAAAUCUUUUCAGCAUUCCUUUCUGCCCGAAUCUAUUCCUCCUCCUAUCAUCUCUACUGUGGUUAGUGGAACCACCAUUCAACCAAGGGGAAUGAGUAGGAAAGGAGCUAUUUUAGCAAGUCCUUUGUUUAAAACCCCUCCCUGGCUUCCCAUCAUGGCCUCAGGAUCAAAUCUAGACUCCUGGAACACAGAGCCCUUCAUGACUUGAUCUAAAUCUAUAUAUUUAGUUUCUUUUAUCUCUUCAGGCACCAAUUCUUCCAUCCCAGCAACUUCUAAACUGUGAUCCAUGGCACACUUCCAGAUCUUAAUAGGCAUGAAUUGAAAAUAACUUUCUUGGGAAAUUCAUUCCUACACCAAAUAUUUACUGAAUGCCUACCAUGUGCCAAGCACCAUACUAGACACAGUGGUAAAUCUAAUGUGCCCUUACCAAGUCACCAUCCACCAGAAAAAGCAAACAAGUAACAGAGUAAGACGUGUGUCACAAAGAGAGGAGAAAUAAGA
Vicugna pacos (alpaca) is the source of this 3425-nucleotide messenger RNA. RefSeq names its product cilia and flagella associated protein 119 (gene CFAP119). NCBI's taxonomy places the organism in Eukaryota, Metazoa, Chordata, Mammalia, Artiodactyla, Camelidae. The record is from RefSeq and is a predicted model, not a curated record.